Molecule: messenger RNA, 1919 nt
Organism: Cydia pomonella (codling moth)
Lineage: Eukaryota; Metazoa; Arthropoda; Insecta; Lepidoptera; Tortricidae
Product: probable palmitoyltransferase ZDHHC24
Exons: 2
Coding region: 789-1631 (280 amino acids)
Molecular function (GO): palmitoyltransferase activity
Source: RefSeq, a predicted model, not a curated record
GUAUAAUUUUCCUGGUUCUUAUUGACUGACGUUUGCCAGACUAUAUCUACAAAAUAUUAAGUAUACAUACAACACAAUACUUAUUGUAUUGUUAAUGAAAUAAAGAAUUGAUUCAUUAUAAUGUCAAACAUUUGUCAGUAGAAAAAGGCGCGAUAUUCAAAUUUUCUAUGCGACUUUUUAAAUUGGCCGCUUUUUUCUACUGACGGAAAUGGCUUGACAGACCACACUUGCACCGGCCCUCAGUAUCGUAUUCUUUGCCCCCAGCCCCCAGGCAUUGCAUUGGGUUGUGGCAGCCCUGGAGCAUUUUUGACAACGGCUGCCGGGGCGGUUUGUCAAUAAUGUCAAUGUCAUUCUGAAAACGUCAAACGCAUAAAACUGCUGAAAGGAACAAUACUGCACAAUACUGAAUGAAGCAGAGUUUCGGGAUCACAUUAUGGAAUUUUGAAUUAUAUUAUAUAAAUAAAGCUUACUGAAUUGAAAAAAAAAUAGAAGAUUUUAACAGUGAAGUUAUAUCUGGUGAACUGAUUUUUAAAAUCAAUAACUUACUGCAAGAUAACAGGCUCUUAAUUCCUUGUAGGACAGUUAUCAGUCUCAAUCUAAAACUGCUAUUAUAAGCUGAAUGUGACUUCAGUUUAGUUAAGUAUUAUUGGUAGCACUUUGUAAACAUUAGUUUUCAUUGGUAUUUUUUGCAUGGAUUCUUGUGUUACUGCACUGUAUUACAUAGCAUAGCAUUGAGUACUGCUCAAAAUAUUAUUGAUUGGGAUAUUUUUUUUGGAUUUAAUUGUUGCAUGGGAAAAAUGUUGAUACAAUUAGAAUCUAUUACAAAUAAGCCCCUAAAAAGAGUUUUAGAGCACAUUUUUUACCUUUUAGUAAUAUUCAUCCUGAUCCCAAUUUUUGUCUAUUUUGAAUUAUGCAUUGUAUUACCAGCAGUUGAAAAAGAUAAGUCAAAGCAUGUAAUUCAUCUGUGUAUAGCGUUUUUUCUGUUACUUAAUAUUGUAGGCAAUAUGAUAUAUGGAAUGUUAACUGAUAGUAGUAUUAAAGGAAAGAUGUUAGAUAGUAAACAAACUUCAAACUGGAGCUUGUGUUCCGUGUGCGAGUGUCUGCGGCCACCUCGCGCAUGGCACUGUAACAUUUGUAACAUAUGCAUUUUAAAAAGAGAUCAUCACUGCACCUACCUUACUUCUUGCGUUGGAUAUUUCAACUAUAGAUAUUUCAUACUUUUAACUCUUUAUAUAUUCUUUGCCAUGGUGUAUGCAUUUUACUAUAAUCUUAAGUUUUUGGCUACUUUUAUAUCAUGGAACCAUGGGCUGGCAAUCAUUCGAUUCAUUUUUCCACUAGCAAAUUUUGUUGUAGAUGCUAGCUAUGAAAGUUUGUAUAUUUUUCUAGUUGUGAUAAAUUUCAUAGUAGCUUUGUUUACAGGAUUUUUAGCUUACUAUCAUUUUAGUAAUGUAUUUAAAGGUCAAACUACCCCAGAGAGAAAGUAUAAUGAGUGUAAUUACAAUAAAGGAUGGAGAAGGAAUCUAAUAGAAGUAUUUGGUGUAAGAUGGUACUUGACAUGGAUUUUGCCAUUUAUUCAGAGUCCAUUGCCAGGUGAUGGCAUACAGUGGCAUGAUGAAGAUAAGUACAAAUAAAUGUUUAGUGUUAAUGACUCUUAUAUUAUAUCCUUUAACUAAUAUUUUAAUUAGUAUCUAUAAAUAAUUGUAAUAAAUGUUGACACAAAUUACAGUAGUUGAGGAAGAAGUAACUUUUCAUGCUUAAUAUUUCAAUUUUUUAUUGUAAUAAUACCUAUACUGUAGUCUUACUAAAAUAUACAUUAAUAAUUUGCUAUGAUUGACACCUGUGUUUGUGAGAUUACAUAAUUUUACCUGUAAUUAAAAUACAUAUAUUUACAAAAAUAAAAUGUUUGUCAUGUUAUUGUC